Messenger RNA from Puccinia triticina, 1893 nucleotides. RefSeq lists its product as uncharacterized. NCBI's taxonomy places the organism in Eukaryota, Fungi, Basidiomycota, Pucciniomycetes, Pucciniales, Pucciniaceae. The transcript is spliced from 4 exons. The record is from RefSeq and is a predicted model, not a curated record. Bases 1 to 1893 code for a protein of 630 amino acids.
AUGCCGAAUAUUGAUCAAGACCAAGAAGAAGGUUCCAAAGAUAUACGUCAGCUCUUAGAUAAGUGGGUAGCGGUGGUCAGAGAAAAAAAGACCUUGAACCAGGUUAGCGAGAUCAAGGAUAUUGGACCAUCGCACCCACAUCAGUUAAAAUGGACGGUGGUAGUCAGAGAAUUUGACCGAGUUAAUCUAUUGGCAUAUGAAACUGUGAAAGAAAUCGUUCAACUCCGAGAUCCGGAGAGGGACCCUACUGCAGCUGAGAAAUCGCUCAUGGACUCAAUCAAUGAAUUUAACGCGUUUGUGGGGGAUGAUUUUUUCAGAUUUUUGCAAGGCAAAUAUGCGGAGGAGUUUAUCAAGAUUCAAGGCGAAAGAAUAUAUCAAGAGUGGCUGAAGGAGGUUGAUUCACUGCCGGUGUUGGAUACAACGACUUUGAAGACAUUUUUAUAUUCCAUAGACGAACAAAUCUCUCAUGAAAGCCGAUUUAAAGAAACACGAAUCAUGUUCGUCGCAGCGGCUCUUAGCGUCCUCGAUCUGUCACACAGGCACGGCCUGAUCGCAGGAGAAGAAGUGGUCACAUUUUUUGAUGACGAAAAAUUAAUCAAGAUGGUUGGAGAGCACCUUGUUCUUCUCUACGGCGAAAAAUAUCCCAAUUUCCACAACUCCGCGACCUUCAAGCCUGAUAUGGAUUACUUACUACGGGACCCGCUCACCUCGCAUUUGCAUUCGUGUUUAUCAAUCCUUACAAAACCAAUCCAGGGGAAGAUCAUCUACAGAUCAAUCCAAUCAGCUUUCGAAGACACUGUGCCGAAAAACGAAGCAGUUUGGGAGGGAAAUUUGCCGUUCUUGCAAGCAUGCCAAGUUUUCUUGGAUGAUUCUUUCCUGAAAGAUUUUGAAUGGAAAGGGUCUGAUCCAGGAGGUAUCGUUUCGGACGUUGCUUCAGACUCUGAAGCAACGUCCGAAACGAUACCUCCUUUUCCCGCCAACGUAGAAGUGGCUUACGCUCAAUUCGCCAAGGUGUUGACGGAAAUUCCACCUGGUACUAAUCAGAUAGAACUUUUAACGUGUGUGCAUUUUUUGAACUUCCUAAACACCUAUAACGCCCACAUCAUAGAAGUUCAAAAUUUGGUAUUCUCGAGGUCGGAGCUCAAAGUAUUCGAGGAGAAAUAUGGCGUAAUAAUGGAUGGCCUCAAAAUGCACGAAGUCCAAAACAUGCUCUUUUCCGGCGGUCGUUUGAGGACCUCAAAGGCUCUCAUUGGUUUUACUCCUGUGGAGGCCCGUAGUCAGAGAAUGGAAAGUCUUCAAGGUGUGACAGACGUGCCACGCUUCGACGAACUGCUGAAGCAAAUAGAAACAGGCACCGAUUCAUCGGCGUGGCGGAAACAUGAGGUAGUUUCUGUGACCUUGAAACAGCUGAAAGAAUUGCGCGCAGAGUUAUUCAAGCAAGGAGAGAAAGUCAAAAAAAAUGAAUGGUUACAAGAAAUUAGGGAGGAUCACUCAGAGCGUCUGACUUCUGCUAGUAGCCCUGCACAAACAGAAGAAAAUCACAGUCAACCAGGCGACCACGCGGCCGACUCGAAUGAAAAAGGAAUAAUCCAGCUGGUCGGUAAUCAAGUCCAAAACGUCGCAGGAUUGGGGGGGCAGGCCGUCGGCACUAUCUUCAGCACAGGGGCGGGUGUCAUCACCUCGGUCGCGGGGAAUGUGGCGGCCACCAGGAACUUUGUUAUUGAGGGCGGGAUCAAGAGGUCUGCUGCGGCUGGCGCACAGGCCAUCUUCGGAAAGGAGCCAGGAUCAGUCUCUUCCACCGUCGGGAGUGUUCUCCAAAUUCCAGGAAAGAUAGCAGGGAAGCCAUAUAAUCUGUUGAAGAAGACAUUCGUCGGGGACAAGCACUCCUCGUGA